Molecule: messenger RNA, 1945 nt
Organism: Notolabrus celidotus (New Zealand spotty)
Lineage: Eukaryota; Metazoa; Chordata; Actinopteri; Labriformes; Labridae
Gene: acat2
Product: acetyl-CoA acetyltransferase 2
Exons: 9
Coding region: 104-1291 (395 amino acids)
Biological process (GO): fatty acid beta-oxidation
Molecular function (GO): acetyl-CoA C-acetyltransferase activity
Source: RefSeq, a predicted model, not a curated record
CGCAGCUCUGACAGGCAGCCAGAAUCAACAGAGCACUGUGCAGACAACAGGAACAACAACUGAAUCAAGCACUGCAACUUCAGCCGGACUUUCAUCUUUAAACAUGAACAACGAGCCUGUUGUCAUCGUCUCUGCUGCUCGGACGCCAAUUGGGUCCUUUAAUGGUGCUCUGUCCAUGGUUCCUCUGCCUGACCUUGGCUCAGCUGCAAUCAAGGAAGCCCUAAAGCGAGCCGGGGUGAAGCCAGAAGAGGUCUCUGAGGUUAUCUUGGGACAUGUCCUAACAGCAGGUCAGGGGCAGAACCCAGCACGUCAGGCCAGUGUUAAGGCAGGGAUCCCCUACCCUGUCCCGUCCUGGAGCUGUCAGAUGGUGUGUGGCUCUGGGCUGAAGGCUGUGUGUCUGGGAGCUCAGUCCAUCCAGACUGGAGAUUCUGCUGUGGUGGUGGCUGGAGGCAUGGAGAGUAUGAGCAGGGCUCCUCACACUCUGCAAAUGAGGACCGGUGUGAAGAUGGGUGAUGCCUCCCUGCAGGACUCCAUGGUGGCUGACGGCCUGACAGACGCCUUCCAUGGCUACCACAUGGGCAUCACAGCUGAGAACGUGGCAAAGCAGUGGACAGUGAGUCGAGAGGAGCAGGACCUGUUUGCUGUCCAGUCCCAGAACAAAGCAGAGGCUGCACAGAAAGCAGGACACUUUGACCAAGAGAUCGUCCCGGUCAUGGUGCCGUCCAGAAAAGGUCCAGUGGAGGUGAAGGUGGAUGAGUUUCCUCGUCAUGGCAGCAACAUAGACAGCAUGUCCAAACUGAGGCCCUGCUUCAUCAAGGACAGCAGCGGCACAGUCACGCCUGGAAAUGCCUCAGGUAUUAAUGAUGGAGCAGCAGCAACUGUCCUAAUGAGCCAAUCAGAGGCUGCAAGGCGGGGCAUCAAACCUAUGGCUCGGAUCGUAUCUUGGGCUCAAGCUGGCAUUGACCCGUCAAUCAUGGGGACUGGACCAAUACCAGCAAUCAGGAAGGCGGUGGAGAAAGCAGGCUGGAAGCUAGACCAAGUGGACCUGUUUGAGAUCAAUGAGGCGUUCGCUGCCCAGUCCAUCGCUGUGGUUAAAGAGCUUGGAUUGAAUGCAGACAAGGUGAAUGUGAGUGGUGGUGCCAUUUCUCUGGGUCACCCCAUCGGCAUGUCAGGCUGCAGAGUGCUCGUGACUCUGCUGCACGCCCUGCAGAGGACAGGAGGCCACAAGGGGGUGGUGUCACUCUGCAUCGGAGGAGGGAUGGGCAUCGCCAUGUGCGUGGAGAGGAACUGAGAUGGAAAGCUGACAAAUGCACUCAAUGGACAAGGGAAACUGAAACACUGUGGGAUGUGGUAUACAAUGGUUUACCAGGGGGUCUUCCAAUCACUGUACUCAAGCUUAAGUAAUACAAGUAGAUAUAUAUAUAUUGCGAUUGUUGGGACUUGUCUGAUGAAAGCUUUCACUGUGAAGUUAUCUUAAAUUCAUCCUUCCUCAGGUUGUAGCCGAGCAUGUGAUCUACUCUUAGAAGGGUUGGGACUUGUAGAAGAUGUAUAACUUGUGUAUGUAUCAGAUUUAGCAUAACGAAGUAUUGAUUCAAAAAUGAGGAUAAACCUGCUUUUAGUUAGUAGCACAACUGAAAAGCAUUAAUACUAAAUAUGCAAAGGCAAGGCUUCAGUAGUGCUCUGUAUGGUUGUACCCUGUACAUGCUUCUUUCUCUGUUGGACAUAUUUUGUAACUAUUUGAUGAUUGUUUGAAGCCCAUAGAUUUAGGGUUUGUAAAAUGACACACAUUCCUCUUUCUCUGAUUAACCGCGUUGACGUCAACCUUCAACACAGCUAAGUGCCAUAGGGUUAAAUGUGCUAGCCUACUCUAACUUUGCCAAAUGUUUGAAAUGUAUUGUAGCUGUUCUACAUAUCGGUAAAGAAUUAAAAGCCAUUAUGUUUAAAA